GUUAUGUUGAGUGCUGUGGGUGCUGUGAAUUGAUUUUAUUUCUCCCGCGACGCUUUCGCAACCAACAGAAAAACGGUUAAGUUGUCCGUACAUAGAGAAUAAUUAUAAACAUACGUAGGCAGUGAUUUCUUGAGUAAAACCAGUGAAAAUACAGUGUCAUUUGUCAAUUGAAAGCAAAACUUUAAUUUUUAGAAUCCAUUAUUGUUUUAUGUAGUUAAUUGAAGCAGAAGUAAAACAUGGAGUCAAAAAUACCGAAACCGUCUUUUUUAAAAAAACCUACUGGAAUGGCAAGUUUGCCUGGAAACGCCAGAUUACCUUUAACAGAUAUGCUGAAUGUACCGAUGGAGUUGGACUUUCACGGCAAACGGGUGGCCUCGCCAGAACUGGUAAAUGCUGCUAUGCUGAAUCGAACAAAAUUGCGUCGAAGUCGAUCAGCAACCGAUCUUAGCAGGCCAAACUUCCACAGACCAAAAUUCGUACCUAAUUUGGAGACUAUUUUGUCGGAGAAACCAAAUACCUUCAAUGCUGCAACCGUGUCGCAAAUGGUAAAACAAAACUUGGUCAAGCAGGUUCAGAAAUCUUCCGAUUUGAGAAGAAGUCUGUCAACAGGCGAUUUAUCAACGAAAACGAAUCCUAACACCUGCGCCAACGGCUCACAAUACAAUCAGUUUAAGCGUCAGUUGUCGACUGUCGCUAGUACGAUUCCUGCAAAAGUUGUUAAGGCGGCCGGUGCUACCUCCGCAACUGCAAAGGUGUUUGGAACAAAGCCAUCAGCCGUUGUUGCAAGAAAGCCGCCAAUGACGAAUAAGCCAAAGGUUGGUCCAAUUAAAUCUACUUCGGUAAAUUCUAGUGUGUCAAGUGUAAAAUCAAACUCAUCGACGUCCAGUGGUGGGGUUGGAAAAAAGAACAUAAGUAAACGGAUUCCACCGUACGAUUACAAAGCUCGAUUCAAUGAUUUGUUAGAAAAGCAUCAAGCACUCAAAGCAAAAUUGGAAUCACUACUACAGGCGAAUAGCGAACUAGAAUCUCUGCCGCAAAAAUAUGAUGAUUGUUUGACGGAAUUAGGGAAACUACGGCAGCAACAUGAACAGCUAUUGGACAGUAACCGUGCAGUUGUACUGGAGAAUGAGAAUCUCAAAUUAAAAAAUACAGCUCUUUCGUCUUCUUUAAGCGAAACUGAAUUGAAAUUAUGUUCUAUUAAAAAACAAUAUACAGAAGCAGACGACGAACGACAAAAGCUUCGCGAAAUGGUAAAAGUAUUACAGGAGAAAACAUCCGCUUUGGAAGAACGAAACGAGUUUUUACAACAGGAUAACGAGAAAAAAUCAGAAUUACUGUUCAAAGCAAAUAUAGAGCGAAAAGAUUUACAUAACGCGGUAAUGGAUCUGCGAGGCAAUAUUCGAGUCUUUUGUAGAGUGCGACCACCGCUAUCUUCAGAAUUGGACAGAUUGGAAUGCACCUGGAAGUACCUGGACGAACAAUCUCUUGAGAUUCUUACAACUGACGGAAGUAAACGCAUGGAGUUUAGCUUCGAUCAUGUAUUCCACUCGAAAACAACACAGGAAGAUAUUUUCGACAAUGUUGCUCCGUUGAUACAGUCUGCGUUGGAUGGAUAUAAUGUAUGUAUUUUUGCUUACGGCCAGACAGGAAGUGGUAAAACGUAUACGAUGGACGGGGUAUCGGAAAGCAUUGGAGUUAUUCCUCGUACCGUUGAUUUGAUUUUCAACUCAAUUGAAGACUAUAAACGAUUAGGUUGGGAAUAUGAGAUACGCGUAAAUUUCCUCGAAAUAUACAAUGAAAUAUUAUAUGAUCUCUUGGAUUCAUCUGGCACAACGAAAGAUUUGGAAAUCCGCAUGGCAAAUGCAAAAAACAAAACUGAAGUGUAUGUUUCGAACGUCAUUGAGGAAACAGUUAGAACGAAAACCCAGUUGCGUCAACUAAUGGCUGUUGCUAAGUCCAACAGAGCAACGGCAGCCACAGUUGGUAACGAGCGCUCUUCUCGAUCACAUGCUGUUACCAAAUUGCAGCUGAUUGGAACACAUAAUGAGAAAAGCGAACUGAGUAUGGGAUCUAUCAAUCUAGUUGAUCUGGCAGGUUCGGAAAGUCCAAAAACAAGCACCCGCAUGGACGAAACUAAGAAUAUCAACAGAUCGUUGAGUGAAUUGAGCAAUGUUAUUUUAGCCUUGGUGCAGAAAAACGAACACAUUCCCUAUCGAAACUCGAAGCUUACGCACCUGCUGAUGCCUAGCUUGGGUGGAAAUUCUAAAACACUUAUGUUUGUGAAUGUGUCCCCGUUUCAGGAUUGCUUCAGUGAAACCGUUAAAUCGCUGCGGUUUGCUUCACAGGUAAACGCAUGUAAACUUCAAAAAGUACGCAAGAACAAAAUUCUCAACAAUUCUAGCAUAUUUUAAGAUUGUUUUCUUGUGGGGUACUAAUCAGUUUUAUAAAAACAUGUUUCAGUUUUUAAGUAAAAUUUAUGUAUUUAAACUUUGAUUCCAUUUGACUUUCUCUUAACCAAAACCAAAAUUUAAGACUAUGUUUAAUAAAUAUAUAUAUAUAUUCGUUUUUCUAACAAAAGCAAAAUUGCUAUCAAGUUGUUUUCUUAACAAGCUCGAGAGGUUGAUUCAGAAGAACUUGACAUUUUUCCAUAGUUUGAUCGAAAAUCUGUAACACUAGAUUGAGUACAAAUAUCAGUAAAUUCAAUACUAAGUUAGUGUAAUAUAAUAUUAACCACCACUUGGUUUUCCGGGCCGUAAUUUUUUUGCUUCCUUCUAAAAUUGCGCGUAUUGGGAGAAGGACAAUCUGCGGAGAAAAAAGAAAAAUAAGUUUGAUAACUAUUAACGCGAUAGUCAAACCCACCACUAAAACAGCGGAUAUUGAUGUCAGCGUUAUCAGUAAAUAAAACAUGUUUCCUAGUUCUGGUCCUAC
Wyeomyia smithii (pitcher-plant mosquito) is the source of this 2928-nucleotide messenger RNA. Its product is annotated as protein claret segregational. Bases 237 to 2411 code for a protein of 724 amino acids. The record is from RefSeq and is a predicted model, not a curated record. Gene Ontology annotation, molecular function: microtubule motor activity; ATP binding; microtubule binding. Gene Ontology annotation, biological process: microtubule-based movement. The transcript has 3 exons. NCBI's taxonomy places the organism in Eukaryota, Metazoa, Arthropoda, Insecta, Diptera, Culicidae.